This is a messenger RNA of Carlito syrichta (Philippine tarsier), 340 nucleotides long. RefSeq names its product thrombospondin-4-like. NCBI's taxonomy places the organism in Eukaryota, Metazoa, Chordata, Mammalia, Primates, Tarsiidae. The record is from RefSeq and is a predicted model, not a curated record. The transcript has 2 exons. The annotation marks the transcript as partial.
GCGCCGCUGGGACCUCGGGCAGGGCCCCGCGGGAAGCAAAGAGCAGGCAUGUGGCCCCCGCGCGGAGCCGCUUUCCUCCUGCUGCACCUGGCCCUGCAGCCGUGGCUAGGGGUGGGCGCCCAGGCCACCCCCCAGGUCUUUGAUCUUCUCCAGUCCUUUGGUCAGAGGCCGAACCCAGGAGUUCUGCUGCCAGUCCUGACGGACCCCACCCUGAAUGAUCUCUAUGUGAUUUCCACCUUCAAGUUGCAGACUAAAAGCUCAGCCACCAUCUUUGGCCUUUACUCUUCAACUGACAACAGCAAAUAUUUUGAAUUUACUGUGAUGGGACGCUUAAACAAAG